GGGUUCUGAACGUUUCUACUUUUAUUCCGGCCGCCGCCGCCGCCGGCUCUGAGGGCCGCCGAUCCGCUGCUCCGUAUCCCCACCACUGAGAGAAUCAUCAUGAUGCAAGCAGACGACAUCACAUAUGGGGAAGGGAUUGACCUGGAAUCCCAGCCACUGAUUGACGCAAACGUUCCUACUACGUGUAUGCUCACCCUGCGGGUCAAAACGCUGAGCGAGAAGCCGUUGAACAUCGAUAUCAAUGCCACGGCCACCGUGGGCGACCUGAAAGACAUGAUCAAGACAAAAGGACAUGCGGAAGGCAAAUUCCUGAGGUUAAUCCAUCAGGUUGAGGUUACAUGUCGUUGAUAAAGGCAUCAUGAUUGUGUGGGUGCAGGGGAAAUUGCUCAACGACGACAAAGCCGUGCUGUUGUCUUCUAACGUGAAGAAUAACGACUUUAUACACUGCGCCAUGAGCAGCGUCCCGCCCAAGUCCCUUGUUCAACAGAUGACACAUCAACAAGAUGAUGUUGCGUCCGACGAGCCAAACCAUCGCCGCGGAUUUGAUUGUCUACGCGAUACUCUGACCCGCGAAGAGGUGCAAGCAUUACGCCUGCAUUUCUAUCCACAGGUGUCAGCCAUGAUUAGUCAGUCCGUUGCGCGGGAAGGCGAGUCUGUUGAAGAUCGUAUUUAUCGAGUAGAAGAAGAGUGGAUGGCAGCGCAAGGGCCGCAAUCCGAAUUCGCAUUGAAUGUUCGUCCUCGUGGGGGCCACAUUACGAUGGAGUCUUUCCACGACUCAAUCCAUCGCAUCGAUAUGCCUGACAUGCCGCUGAUCGACAACGAAGGCACGACGGUCGACAUGAUCUGGGGCGUGGCCAUGGGCCUUAUCCUCGGGUUCUUUAUGCUCUUCUUGCUGUGGGAGCGGUCAAUUCCGCGUCGACAAAAGCUAGGCAUUGUCGUCGGUGUCGCCAUCAACCUCCUGCUCAACUUCAUGCAACGCCUGACCCCUGAAGGAAGUUAGUCUGCCGGUAAUAGGACAUAGUUAUAUAUAACUGCGCCAGCACUCAUGCAGCGAACAGGCUCUCAUGACCGUGGCCAUCGUGGAAACUCAAUGGCACCUCUGCAAGUCGGACACUGCUAUCAUUCCAUCAACCACACAUGCCACCGAUAAAAACAUCGAUGCAGACUCCCGUAGUUGUCGGACAUCAGUCCGUCGCCUUUGGGUAGACUGCACGUCCCGUGUGGCACGAGCAUCUCUGGACCACAGCGUAGUAGGUGAUACUCUCAACGGUGCUCUCCUUAAGGAUGCAUUCGAUGCACAUUACCAGCCUCUUCACCUACGUCCUUCUGCG
Molecule: messenger RNA, 1331 nt
Organism: Aphanomyces invadans
Lineage: Eukaryota; Oomycota; Saprolegniomycetes; Saprolegniales; Verrucalvaceae
Exons: 6
Coding region: 359-1000 (213 amino acids)
Biological process (GO): protein processing
Cellular component (GO): endoplasmic reticulum; Dsc E3 ubiquitin ligase complex
Molecular function (GO): protein binding
Source: RefSeq, a predicted model, not a curated record